AGCAGAGCUCGUGGAAGAGCAAAGAUGCCAACCCCGAACAUCUCCACCUCUGCAGCCAAAGGCUUCCGCAGGGCGGUGUCGGAGCUGGACUCCAAGCAAGCCGAGGCCAUCAUGUCUCCACGGUUCAUUGGAAGACGUCAAAGCCUCAUUGAAGAUGCCAGGAAGGAAAGAGAGGCUGCGGCUGCAGCCACUGAUGCUGCAGAGGCCACAGAGACCAUUGUAUUUGAGGAGAAGGAUGGGAGAGCCAUGCUGAACCUCUUCUUCAUGCUCAAGGGAGCCAAGACUUCACCACUGUCCCGUGUCCUUAAGGUAUUUGAGACAUUUGAAGCUAAAAUUCACCACCUGGAGACCAGGCUUAGCCGAAAGCCCCGUGAAGGGAUUGCUGAGCUGGAAUACUUCGUGUGCUGUGAAGUCCACAGCUCUGACCUCAAUACUUUCAUCAGCUCCAUCAAGAGGGUAGCAGAAGAUGUGAGGACCACUAAGGAAGACAAAUUUCACUGGUUUCCCAGAAAAAUCUGCGAAUUGGACAAGUGCCACCAUUUGGUCACCAAGUUUGACCCUGACUUGGAUCUGGAUCACCCGGGCUACUCUGACCAAGUAUAUCGCCAGAGAAGGAAAUCAAUAGCAGAGAUUGCUUUUCACUAUAAGCAUGGGGACCCAAUCCCUCACGUGGAGUACACGGCGGAGGAGACAGCUACCUGGAAGGAGGUGUACAGCACCCUGAAGAGCUUGUACCCCACCCAUGCCUGCAAGGAGUACCUUGACGCUUUCAGUCUACUGGAGAAAUUCUGUGGCUACAAUGAGAACAACAUCCCUCAGCUGGAGGAGGUUUCCCGCUUCCUGAAAGAGAGGACUGGCUUCCAGCUCCGGCCGGUGGCUGGCCUGCUGUCAGCACGGGACUUCCUGGCCAGCCUGGCCUUCCGCGUCUUCCAGUGCACGCAGUACAUCCGCCACGCGUCCUCACCCAUGCACUCCCCCGAGCCGGAUUGCUGUCACGAGCUGCUGGGGCAUGUCCCGAUGCUGGCUGACAAGACAUUUGCCCAGUUCUCUCAGGACAUUGGGCUGGCGUCUCUGGGAGCGACUGAUGAAGAAAUUGAGAAACUAGCAACACUUUACUGGUUUACAGUGGAGUUUGGGCUCUGCAGACAGAAUGGAAUCAUCAAAGCCUACGGAGCCGGGCUCCUCUCUUCCUAUGGGGAGCUCAUACACUCCUUGUCAGACGAACCAGAGGUGCGGGACUUCGACCCUGAUGCUGCAGCUGUUCAGCCCUACCAGGACCAGAACUACCAGCCUGUUUAUUUUGUGUCUGAGAGCUUCAGUGAUGCCAAAAAUAAAUUGAGGAGCUACGCGGCGCACAUCAAGCGGCCCUUCUCGGUGAAAUACGAGCCCUACACCCACAGCAUCGAGCUCCUGGACAGCCCCCAGACCAUCUGCCACUCCCUGGAGAGCGUAAGGGAUGAGCUUCACUCGCUGAUUAACGCGCUCAAUGUUAUCAGUUAAUACAAGAACUGAGCCAUUUCCGUCCCCUCCCUGCCCCCAAAGCGCCCGCCCUGCCCUCACCUGCUGAUAAUUCCUACCUGUCUGUCU
This is a messenger RNA of Passer domesticus (house sparrow), 1587 nucleotides long. It is a transcript of the gene TH, whose product is annotated as tyrosine hydroxylase. The record is from RefSeq and is a predicted model, not a curated record. Bases 25 to 1500 code for a protein of 491 amino acids. Gene Ontology annotation, cellular component: perikaryon; axon; cytoplasm. The transcript has 13 exons. Gene Ontology annotation, molecular function: tyrosine 3-monooxygenase activity; iron ion binding. NCBI's taxonomy places the organism in Eukaryota, Metazoa, Chordata, Aves, Passeriformes, Passeridae. Gene Ontology annotation, biological process: dopamine biosynthetic process from tyrosine.